AUGGGAUUUCUUCGGAAUCCCCUUGGUUUAUUCCAAGAUUUCCUAGCCAAUUGUUUCUAUCAAUAUGGAUUAAUCAUAUGCCGAAGUCCCCGUCUUUUCACACUAGGACCUCUCAUUCUCACCAUAAUCUUCUCAUUUGGAGUACUAAAUAUGCGAACUGAAGAUGAUUUGCGAUUCUUAUACUCCCCGGAACUUUCACUUUCUCGUGUUGAAUAUCAAGUCCACAAAGAUUUCAGUGGAGAUUCAAAAAAUAACUCAUUCGUCUCUAUCACCAUUCAAACUAAAUCAGAAGACAAGAAUUUGCUCAAAAAAGAUUUAGCACAAAAACUGAUUCAAUUGAACAAGUAUGUACUGGAAAAGAUGGAAAUACAGGUGGAUGGAAAAGUUAUCAAUUUUGGAAAAGAAGUUUGUUCGAGAAUGAAGCAAUGUGAACUCAGCAACACUAUUGCUACCAUUUUUCUUGACACAUUUUGGAGUGAAAAGCUCCGCAAAGACCCUCGAAUUAAAAUCGAAUACCCAACAAUGAAGUUCUUCGACAAUAAAUUCUUCCUGCCAACUCAUUUUUAUGGAGUAAAAACAGGCGGUCCAUUAGGAAUUCAAUACAUUGAUAUGGUUCAUUUUGUCUAUCAGAUUCCGGCAUACAAUGAGCACACUUCCGAGGAAAUGUCAAAAAUUUUCGAGCAAGCACUGACUGCUGUACUAGAUAAUCAAGACGCUUUCGAUACUUCUAUGUUCAGUUUGUCUAUUUUGAAGGACGAAAUGCAAAAAAACGCAACAUACACAAUGCCUUUCAUUUCACUCACUGUACUUCUUCUACUUUGUUUUACUGUAGCUUCAUGCAUGACCGACAACUGGGUAACAUCAAAACCAAUCGAGGCUAUGAUCGGAAUUCUUGUAUCAUCAAUGGCUAUUGUGUCAGCUUUCGGCUUACUUUUUGCUCUGGGAGUUCCUUUUAUAAAUCAGGUUACUGUAAUGCCUUUCAUUGCGCUGGCCAUUGGAGUAGACGAUGUUUAUGUUAUGUUGGGAGCCUGGCAAGAUACAAAGAAAACGUUUUCACCUGAAAAGCGAAUGGCGUUGGCAUUAGCAGAAGCUGGAAGUGCUAUCACAGUGACUUCAAUUACAUCGGUUCUUUCUUUCGGAAUUGGUACUUAUUCAACAACUCCAGCCAUCGCAAUUUUCUGCAAAUUUAUCUGUGUUGCUAUCAUGUUUGAUUGGUUUUAUCAAUUGACUUUCUUUGCUGCAGUCAUGGCAAUGGGUGCAAAAAGAGAAGCAGCUGGAUAUCAUUGUGUUUAUGUGUGGAAACGGUGUGACAGAGCGGAAAUCGAGAAAGGAAAGAGUGAACAGGCGAUAUCUCCCACGAGAUACUUCUUCGAGAACAUUUUUGCACCGUUUAUAUGUCGUCCUUCUGUCAGAAUUGUUAUGCUGAUAUUGUAUGUAGUCUACAUCGCUGUUUCAUUCUAUGGAUGCUCACAACUAAUACCUAAUUUAACACCAUCCCGUCUGGUUGUAGAUGACUCUCCAUUGAUUCCAUAUCUCCAUCUGGCUGAAAAGAAGAUCUGGGCAGAAGGAUUGAUUGGAAGAAUAUACGUGAACAACGCUCCGGAUUUCAGCAAAAAUCCUGAGAAGGUCGAGAGGAUGCUUCAAAUGGUGCAUGAACUAGAAUCAACUCCAUAUUCCAUGGGUCCAAACUCAACCAAUUUUUGGCUUUCUGAGUUUAACAAUUAUCGCCAAUUUUUCUUCCAGGAUGAUUCUAACCAUUGGGAUACUGAUCUGGUUUGGGAUACGCCCGAUAAAAAUUCUAAAGGAGGUACCAAAGUUGAGAAGUUCGUAUUCACAACAGCAUUCAAAAUAUCCGACUGGAAUGUCAGAACAUCACUUCUUCUGACUUGGAGAAAUAUUACAUCAAAAUAUCCAGAAUUCGAAGCUCUUGUCUUUGAUGAAAACAACUUUUAUAGUGACCAAAUGUUGGAAUUGCAAUCAACAAUUCUAUCAUCUCUCGGAACAGCUAUCUUGACUUUGAUCACUGUCUGCAUUCUGUUUAUUGCUGAGUCUUCAAUUGUUUUCUGGGUUGUUUGUACUCUGAUUUCUAUGGAUAUUGGAACGGCCGGAUUCCUCUCUUUGUGGGGAGCUGACUUGGAUCCAACUACUGUUGUCAAUAUUUUGAUGUCAAUUGGACAAUGUAUCGACUUUGCAACCCACGUCGGUUAUAGAAUUUACCGUUCUGAGCACUCUGACCCUGAUGAAAGGAUAAAAGAUGCAAUGGGUGCAAUCGGGUGGCCAGUCGUCCAGGCUGGGUCAUCUACACUUCUUGCGAUUGUUGUCAUGUUAAUGGUCCCAUCAUCUGCAGUUCGAAUGUUUGCUCGAACGAGUGUACUUGUUGUUGCUACCGGUUUCUUCCACGGACUUAUCAUUCUCCCAAUAAUCAUAAGGUCCUUCGCAACUAAUGCCAAGGCACAUGUUCCCACUCAUCCUCACUGA
This is a messenger RNA of Caenorhabditis remanei, 2478 nucleotides long. RefSeq lists its product as uncharacterized. Bases 1 to 2478 code for a protein of 825 amino acids. The record is from RefSeq and is a predicted model, not a curated record. Gene Ontology annotation, cellular component: cytoplasmic vesicle membrane; plasma membrane. Gene Ontology annotation, biological process: molting cycle, collagen and cuticulin-based cuticle; endocytosis. NCBI's taxonomy places the organism in Eukaryota, Metazoa, Nematoda, Chromadorea, Rhabditida, Rhabditidae. The transcript is spliced from 14 exons.